AUGAUCAGGGACUGCGAGGCAGACUGGGUGAUCCUGGGACACUCGGAGCGCCGUCAUGUGUUUGGGGAAAGUGACGAGCUGAUUGGCCAGAAGGUGGCUCAUGCUCUGGAGAACGAUCUGGGUGUGAUCGCCUGCAUCGGUGAGAAGCUGGAGGAGCGAGAGGCAGGAACCACCGAAGAAGUCGUCUAUGCUCAGACGCAGGUCAUUGCAGAGAAUGUAAAAGACUGGGGGAAAGUCGUGCUGGCAUAUGAACCUGUUUGGGCCAUCGGCACAGGAAAGACAGCCACACCUGAGCAGGCUCAGGAGGUCCACGAGAAGCUGAGGGCGUGGCUCAGAGCAAAUGUCUCCGAUGAUGUGGCCGACUCUGUACGCAUCAUCUACGGAGGUCAGUGAGCAUAACUAAAGCAAACUUUACAGUAGGAUUG
Molecule: messenger RNA, 425 nt
Organism: Pelmatolapia mariae (spotted tilapia)
Lineage: Eukaryota; Metazoa; Chordata; Actinopteri; Cichliformes; Cichlidae
Product: triosephosphate isomerase-like
Exons: 4
Coding region: 1-393 (130 amino acids)
Biological process (GO): glyceraldehyde-3-phosphate biosynthetic process; glycerol catabolic process; glycolytic process
Cellular component (GO): cytosol
Molecular function (GO): triose-phosphate isomerase activity
Source: RefSeq, a predicted model, not a curated record